CUGGCGGGAAACAGGCAAUAUUGUCCGGUGUUGUUUCUGUUUGUAUUGUUAAAUAAGGUUAUGUUAGUGUAAAUUGUAACGAAAUCAAAAAUACUUUAAUUAAAAUAAGAUAGUUUGAAAUUGGAAGGGUAUUAAUACUUAUAGGCAGCGAAGAGAGCAUUUGAUUACAUACUUUUAUUCGAACCUUUGUAAUAAAUUAAACAUCAUGGGAAUUUUGGGAUUAGCAAAGUUAAUAGCUGAUGUAUCACCAAAUGCCGUAAAAGAAACGGAUUUAAAGAGUUAUUUUGGCCGAAAAGUUGCCAUAGAUGCGUCCAUGUGCCUAUAUCAAUUUUUAACAGCUGUCAGGUCAGAAGGGGCCCAGCUGACAUCCUCAGAUGGAGAAACUACCAGCCAUCUCAUGGGAACCUUCUAUAGUAACAUCCGUUUGUUAGAAAAUGGAAUCAAACCUAUCUACGUGUUUGAUGGGAAACCGCCGACACUCAAAUCUGGUGAACUAGAGAAGCGUGCAGAACGGCGAGAGGAAGCCAAAAAGCAGCUAGAGCAAGCUGAGAGUACAGGUGACUUGGAAGCCAUGGAUAAGUUCAAUCGUCGGCUGGUUAAAGUUGGCAAGCAACACGUACAGGAGUGCAAAGAAUUGUUGAAGCUUAUGGGAAUUCCUUAUUUAGAGGCUCCAGGAGAAGCAGAGGCGCAAUGUGCUGCACUGGUUAAAGCAGGCAAAGUUUACGCCACAGCCACCGAAGAUAUGGACGCACUCACCUUUGGCUCUAGUGUGCUGUUGCGCCACAUCACUUUCAGUGCGGCACGCAAAAUACCCAUACAGGAGUUCCAUUUGGACAAGGUUCUUGUUGGCUUGGAGCUCAAUCAGGAAGAGUUCAUAGAUUUGAGUAUUCUUCUGGGAUGUGACUACUGCGACAGUAUUCGGGGCAUCGGUCCAAAACGAGCCAUGGAACUCAUUCAGAAGCAUAGGAACAUAGAGACUAUCUUGGAGAAUUUGGACCAGAAGAAAUUCACAGUUUCAGAGGAUUGGAUCUUCAAAGAGGCCAGAAAGCUCUUUGUUAAACCUGAAGUAGCAGAUUGUGAGACAUUAGAAUUCAAAUGGGUAGAACCAGAUGAAGAAGGACUUGUCAAAUAUCUCUGUGGUGACAAGCAGUUCAACGAAGAACGAGUUCGGAAUGGUGUUAAAAAGUUGUUGAAAUCUCGAAGUAAUUCAACACAAGGCAGACUGGAUUCUUUCUUCAAAGUGUUGCCUGCCACUCCUAACUCAAGUGUAAAACGUAAAGCUGAGGAUAAACAAUCUGCUAGCAAGAAAAAGAAGGCAACUCCAAGUGGAAAGUUCAAGGGGAAAGCCAAAUAAAGUACUUCAGAUCUGAAAACUUGUGUAAAAUGUUAACUGUAAGCUCGAGUAUUGAUGAGACCAGUAAUUCACAAAUUAUGCAUAUUUAAACUUAAGAAGUCUGUUUUGGUAUUAGUGAAAUUUUAAUGUGUAGUUGUGUAAGUGACAAUUAAUAAAAAUCUCACUUUGAAAGUUAAAAAAGAACCCUUCAAAAUAGGUUUUAUUACUGUACAUGCAAUACAUGUUUAACUUAAAACUUGCUUCUAUCAUAGAAGCAUCUGUAUUAUAUUGUUAAUUUAGGUUUUUAUUAAAUAUUCCUAAUUUUUGUAA
Molecule: messenger RNA, 1663 nt
Organism: Homalodisca vitripennis (glassy-winged sharpshooter)
Lineage: Eukaryota; Metazoa; Arthropoda; Insecta; Hemiptera; Cicadellidae
Gene: Fen1
Product: flap endonuclease 1
Exons: 8
Coding region: 206-1354 (382 amino acids)
Cellular component (GO): nucleus
Molecular function (GO): manganese ion binding; RNA-DNA hybrid ribonuclease activity; magnesium ion binding
Source: RefSeq, a predicted model, not a curated record